CACCUCAAUGCUUCUUAGCUCUGUAUGUAAUCAUCCCAAUUUUUUAUCUCGGCUCAUUCGGUUCGUCCCGAGCGAGUUACACAGGCCAUGGCGGCCUUUCUGCUUCGCCGAGCUGCGUCGAACCUAGGUCUAGUUUUCUCUCGGCCAUUACUUCCAGAGAGCUCCUCACCGGCUGUUCCUUCAGUUCCCGGUUUCUCCUUCGGUGCUUCCAUGGAGCUCAUGGCCGUUCCCAAGAAGAAGGUUUCGCCGCAUAAGAAAGGAUUGAGGAAUGGACCCAGGGCUCUGAAACCCGUCCCAGUGAUUGUUCGGUGCAAGAGUUGCGGCCGAGUUAAACUGCCACACUUUUAUUGCUGCAGUGGGAAUAGAAGAGCAGGCGGUUCCUCCCCUUCUUAAAACUGAUGCCUAUGUUGGCUGAUGAAAGCAUAUGCCCAUAAUAGGCCCCAAGACUUUAUCAAAAACAAAUUUAUUUUUAAUGUAUCUCUUGUUUUUGAUGUAUUUCCUGCGUGUUCUUUGUAAUCAGAUAACUCCAUGCUUUUCAGGCAUGUUUCAUCUCCUAAUUUUCCUGCACUGAGUAACACCAUAGCAUUUGUAUUCAACCUUUUUUUUUAAUGGGGUUUUAAAUGUAUUUUAUUUUA
Phalaenopsis equestris is the source of this 635-nucleotide messenger RNA. RefSeq lists its product as uncharacterized. The record is from RefSeq and is a predicted model, not a curated record. Gene Ontology annotation, cellular component: mitochondrial large ribosomal subunit. The transcript is spliced from 4 exons. Gene Ontology annotation, biological process: translation. Gene Ontology annotation, molecular function: structural constituent of ribosome. NCBI's taxonomy places the organism in Eukaryota, Viridiplantae, Streptophyta, Magnoliopsida, Asparagales, Orchidaceae. Bases 88 to 393 code for a protein of 101 amino acids.